Molecule: messenger RNA, 1171 nt
Organism: Aspergillus japonicus CBS 114.51
Lineage: Eukaryota; Fungi; Ascomycota; Eurotiomycetes; Eurotiales; Aspergillaceae
Product: triose-phosphate isomerase
Exons: 1
Coding region: 178-1071 (297 amino acids)
Biological process (GO): glycerol catabolic process; glyceraldehyde-3-phosphate biosynthetic process; glycolytic process
Cellular component (GO): cytosol
Molecular function (GO): triose-phosphate isomerase activity
Source: RefSeq, a predicted model, not a curated record
GUAGAUCGCUUCCUCGGGUUCCUCGAAGUAGCAUUGAACGAUCCAUGACCUAACAGCAACCUCGACCGAACGUCCACCACCACAACCAUUAUCUCCCAUCACCACCAUCACCACCAUCACUAUCAUCAAUUACCAGCAUCAUCAUCAUCCUCAACACCAUCAUCAUUAUCAUCCACCAUGUCGUAUCCCCCACUACCCCCCAAGCUUCUCAUCAUCUCCCUGAAGAUGUACUUCACUCCGGCCCAAACCCAAGAAUACUGCCGCGCCCUCCUCUCCCCACAGAACGACAUCGUCCGCCUAGAGCACCACAAGUCCAAGCUCCUCCUCGCCCUAAUCCCCGACUUCCUGACCAUCUACCCCUGCGCCGAGAUCAUCCAGCAGUGGGAGGCAGCGUCAUCACCCCAACAAAACCAACCCCCCUCCCCCUCUUCGACAUUCCUCCUCGGCGCCCAAGACUGCUUCUGGGAGUCGCAAGGCCCCUACACCGGCGAAAUCUCGCCGGCCGCCCUGCGCGCGCUGGGCGUCUCCCUCGUGGAGCUGGGCCACGCGGAGCGCCGCGCUCUCUUCGGCGAGACGGACGCGCAGACCGGCCGCAAGGCGGCGGCCGUGAGCGCCCACGGCAUGAUCCCGCUGGUCUGUAUCGGCGAGAUCACCGCCCCGGGUCCCGUGGCCUCGCAGGCCGUGGGGCGCGCGGUGCGCGAAUGCGAGGCCCAGGUGCGCGCGGUGCUGGACGCUAUCCCCGCAGACGCGCCGGUUAUCUUCGCCUAUGAGCCGGUCUGGGCGAUUGGGAAGCCGGCCCCGGCGGGCGUGGAUCAUAUUGCGGCGGUAGUGGAGGGGAUUAAGGCGGUGGUCAUGGGGAGUGGGAGUAGUAGUGGUGGUGUUGGUGGUGGUGGCCCGAAGGGCGGCCGCGCGGGGGAGGUCCGCAUUCUCUAUGGGGGAAGUGCCGGGCCCGGGCUGUGGGGCGCGGGCGGGCUGGGGAAGGCCGUCGAUGGCAUGUUCCUGGGGCGAUUCGCCCACGACAUUGAGGGGGUUCGCAAGGUGGUUCGCGAGGUCGAGGAGACGAUAGCUUGAUCUGCGUGAGUGACUGGAGUUUGGUUCCUGUGUGUAGAAUGGUGGAGGUUGGUAUGCGAUUAUGCCGCCGAACAGUGGCAGUCUGGGGCAGAUCCAGUCA